AUGUGGGUGUACAAUCCAAGAGAGGAGAUUGAGUUUGAGAAGGGCCAAUUAUUCACCAAUGUGGAUUCCUUUAGAGCAGCUUUGAAGGAUUAUGUCAUCCAAAAGGGAUUUUCAGUAGUAAGAUUGAAGAAUGAGAAAACUAGAGUGACAGCUAUUUGUGGUAUAGAUGGUUGCAAAUGGAGAAUUCAUGCAAGUCCUGUGGCUGAUUCUAUCACUUUUAUGAUUAAAUCUUACCAACCUGAACAUACUUGUGUGAUGGAUAAAAGUAAUGUAGAAGCCACUUCAGAUUGGAUUGCAAAGAAGUUGGUGCCUUUGAUGAGAGACCAUCCUAACAUAUCUAGCCAGGGCAUAGAAGCAGAGAUGAUAACUAAGUAUGGUAUUAAACCAAGUUACAUGCAGCUUUUUAGAGCAAAAAAGAAAGCAGAAGAGGAGAUUCAAGGAAACUUCAGUGAUUCUUAUGGCAAAUUACCAAAGUAUGUAGCACUUCUAAGACAAUAUAAUCUACAAAGCAUUUGCAAAAUACAUUAUGAUAGGCCAAAUCUCCUUGUAGAACCCAGAUUUUUAAGAAUAUUUAUUAGUUUUAGAGCACAGAAAACUGGUUUUCUUGAAGGUUGCAGGCCAUUCAUUGGCUUUGAUGGCUGUCACUUGAAGGGUCCCUUUGGUGGUGUUUUACUCACAGCAGUGGCCUUAGAUGGGAAUGAUAGUAUAUUUCCAAUUGCAUUUGCUGUAGCUGAAUGUGAAAACAAGGAAACAUGGAGCUGGUUCUUUCACUUUUUUGAGGAGUUUUUUGGACCAUUCAACAGCUACUUACCUUUAGCCUUUAUGAGUGAUAGGCAAAAGGGGCUCAACCUUGCUUAUGAGGAGAUUUUUCUAAAUGCUAGUGGUAGAUAUUGUUGCAGGCAUAUUUGCAGCAAUUUCAAGCAGCAAUUUCCAGGCAUGUUACUUAAUAGUUUCUUGUGGAAGGCAGCAAAGAGUUAUGAUCAGAUAAGUCACAAUGAAGCAAUGUCAACCAUUAAAGACAUCAACAUACAAGCUUGGAAAUAUUUGGAUAAAAUUCCCAAGAAGGCGUGGGAAAAGUUGGAAGAUUACUGCGAUCUGUGGUUCUCCAAAGACAUUUACUUGAAGGCAUAUGCUUCUAUGAUUCACCCUAUACCUCAUGAAAAGAGGUGGCCGCCUAUGGAUGAAGUUACCCCUAAGGUUGUACUGGCCCCUCCUUUGAGAAGGGCUCUUGGUAGGCCAAGAGUUAACAGAAGAAGAGAAGCUGAUGAAGGACCUUCAUCUUAG
Coffea eugenioides is the source of this 1284-nucleotide messenger RNA. RefSeq lists its product as uncharacterized. Bases 1 to 1284 code for a protein of 427 amino acids. Lineage: Eukaryota; Viridiplantae; Streptophyta; Magnoliopsida; Gentianales; Rubiaceae. The transcript is spliced from 3 exons. The record is from RefSeq and is a predicted model, not a curated record.